Messenger RNA from Trypanosoma rangeli, 1086 nucleotides. Its product is annotated as zinc finger family protein. Gene Ontology annotation, molecular function: ubiquitin protein ligase activity. The coding region runs from base 1 to 1086 and encodes 361 amino acids. The record is from RefSeq and is a predicted model, not a curated record. NCBI's taxonomy places the organism in Eukaryota, Euglenozoa, Kinetoplastea, Trypanosomatida, Trypanosomatidae. The transcript has a single exon. Gene Ontology annotation, biological process: protein ubiquitination.
AUGGGGAACCGGCAGACGGCACCGGCUGCGCAGCAUCUAGUUGGGGGACCAAAAACAUUUUACCUCGUCUCAGGUAGGCCAACUAUCCGCUACAUUGGUCAGCCGCCUAUCACAGGUCCGCUCAUCUUCCACCUUGACACCGAUCAAGUGGACGAUGCUGAAGGGGUUGACCGCGCUGAGACGAUUCAUCUUCCAGUGGCCGUUCCGUCACGGCAGUCGUUUAGGCUGACGCAAUUUGACCCGAAGAACAAGGAGGCCGGGUUUUUGCUUUCGUUUUCGAUUACCAUGUUGGAGCCGGGGCGGACGCUUCGGGUGCUUGCCGGCGUGGAUAUUGAGUACCACGUUGGAGAAGGGGUGUUGUUGAUGCAAUCGGAGCGAAGUCAGAACCCUUUUUGUUUGUUUGAGUAUGUCUCACCAGAGGAGUUCCAGGAGGAGAUUGUGGUUAGCGAACCUCUACACAUUGAGCGGCUGAGGAAGGCAAACUUCAGAUACGCAGAGAACAGGGUAAGGCGGCUGGUGUACGCACCUAUUGCUAUUGAGCUUUUGUACGAGGCACCUGCGGAUGAGGCUCUUUCUUACCCUCAACACGCUCUCAGCGCAAGCAAUGCUGUUCCUGUCUCCAUCUCAAGGCGGGAGUGUGGGGCUGACGGGAACCGCCUCAGUGCCGCCUGUUGCACAUCCUCACCCCCAUCCACGGUGAGGAUAGCGCAAUACACCUUUCUCAACAUUCCCGACGGUGUACGAGGGCAUACAACGUUGCCGUUUCUGCCACAAGGUGAAUCCUCAGAGAGAGAAACGCGGCCGGUCUAUGAGGCAAAGAUGGUGCAGCAGUUGCUGCAGCACGGCACAGAAGUAUACGAGUUAGCUGACGUGUAUGACCUUGGUGGCGACUACAACACUAUCGAUAGCAAUGGUGAAGAGGAGAUGGAUCUCUGCGUUAUUUGCCUGACAAGUGCCAGAAACACAACAAUUUUGCCGUGUCGCCACAUGUGUCUUUGCCACGAGUGCGCCAGCGUGUUGCGAUUUCAACAAAGCAACUGCUGCCCUGUUUGCCGCGCCAAUAUUGAGCGUGUCAUGACAAUUUGA